Messenger RNA from Panonychus citri (citrus red mite), 1247 nucleotides. RefSeq lists its product as uncharacterized. The record is from RefSeq and is a predicted model, not a curated record. Bases 506 to 1123 code for a protein of 205 amino acids. Gene Ontology annotation, biological process: arachidonate secretion; phospholipid metabolic process. The transcript is spliced from 2 exons. NCBI's taxonomy places the organism in Eukaryota, Metazoa, Arthropoda, Arachnida, Trombidiformes, Tetranychidae.
AGUAUUACAAAAACAAUCAGCUAAUCACGAUUUAAUUUAAUGUUCAUUGAGUUUUUUUCCAGUGUGUUAAUUGUUUCAUUGAUUUACAAGUUUAAUUAAUGUUUUGAAAAUCAUUAGUAAAUAUCAAUAAUAAUCAUAAUCAAAUUAAUCAGUUAAUUGUUUUAUAUUUGUAUCUAUGUUUGUGUGUGUGUGUGUGUGUCUAUCAUUUAAUUGUUGAUUGUUAAUUAUUAAUUAUUUCAGGGAAAAGGGAGUUAGUCAAGAUGGAAAAUUUAAUUAAAACAAACUGAUUAAAAUGGUUAAUUGUUUACAAUCAAUUUAAUUGAUCAAUUAUCGACUAAGGUGAUGACAAUGUUGAUAAUUAUAACGGAAUAUUAAUUGUAACAAUUGAUUGUUGAUUUGGAUAAAAAGGUGACAAUUAACUAAACAAUCGGCUCAGUGUGAUUUUGUUAAUUCAAUUGUGUACAAAUACAAUUAGUUUUGAUUGUAUUAAAAGUAAUCAAAGAAAAUGAUUAAAUUUUCAUCUUUAUUGUUGAUUAGUUUAAAUAUCCUUUGGUCAUCAUUAAUUGUGCCAAUUAAUUGUGACGAGUAUAAAGUAAUUUAUAUUAAUCAAGAGAGACCUUCGUCAAUUAUUUAUGGUACAUUUAAAUCAACUGAAUCAGCUGAUUUAACCCAAUCAAUUGUUGAUUGUAAUUUAGUUAACCAUCCGAAAAUUGUUUCGGAAAUUUUAAAAUCAACAACUGUAGAUGUGAAAAAUAUAAUCAAGACAAUUAAAAAUGUCGAUACAUUUGAUUCGUUGGCUCGUAGUUGUGUCUCUGUUGGACUGACCACUACAACCUCGACCACAACCACGACAACUCAAUCUCCAUUGAGCUUAUUGGUCAAACCUCGAGCAUUUUCAAUCUUUGGCAUUCCAAGUGAAAUGUUCAUCGCCCCAGGAACCAAAUGGUGUGGCCCAGGUAACCGAUCGUUGAGCUAUGAUGAUUUAGGUUCAUCCGUUGAGACCGAUAAAUGUUGUCGAGAUCACGAUUAUUGUCCAAUGUCCAUUAAUGCCGGUGAAUCAAAUUAUAAUCUAACCAAUUACACACCUACACCAUAUCACAUUGUGAUUGUGAUCAACAAUUAGCAACCUGCUUAAAAGAGGCAUCUAAAUCAGAUAUUGGUGCAUCUCUAUUUGGAGUAAUUUACUUUAACAUAAUUAAAUUUAGAUGUUUCCGAGAAACUUUUCCCCAAAGUCAAUGUCUUGAGUA